AUGGACUUACUGAAGCGGGCCCAGUGCAGGGCCACCAAGAUGAUGAAGGGACUGGAUCGUCUGUCAGUCAAGGAGAGGCUGAGAGAGCUGGGGCUGUUCAGCCUGGACAAGAGGAGGCUCGGGUGGUAUCAUGGAAAACUUGACAGAACAAUUGCAGAAGAACGUCUUCGACAAGCGGGAAAACCUGGAAGUUACCUUAUUCGAGAGAGUGAUCGGAGACCAGGUUCAUUUGUGCUUUCAUUCCUUAGUAAAACAAAUGUCAAUCAUUUUAGGAUUAUUGCCAUGUGUGGAGACUAUUACAUUGGUGGACGUCGUUUUGCUUCACUCUCAGACCUAAUCGGUUACUACAGUCAUGUGUCCUGUUUGCUGAAAGGGGAAAAACUCUUAUUUCCAGUAGCACCUCCAGAGCCUGUGGAGGACAGAAGGAGAGUUCGAGCAAUUCUACCUUACACCAAAGUGCCAGAAACUGAUGAAAUAAGUUUCCUUAAAGGAGACAUGUUUAUUGUCCAUAAUGAAUUGGAAGAUGGCUGGAUGUGGGUUACAAACCUACGGACAGACGAGCAAGGUCUUAUUGUAGAAGACCUGGUAGAAGAAGUGGGAAGAGAAGAAGAUCCACAUGAAGGCAAAAUAUGGUUCCAUGGGAAGAUCUCCAAACAAGAGGCUUACAAUUUGCUGAUGACAGUUGGUCAGGUGUGCAGUUUUCUUGUGAGGCCUUCAGAUAAUACACCUGGUGAUUAUUCACUUUAUUUUCGGACCAGUGAAAAUAUUCAGCGUUUUAAAAUAUGCCCAACAUCAAACAAUCAGUUUAUGAUGGGAGGCAGAUACUAUAAUAGUAUUGCUGACAUCAUUGAGCACUAUAGAAAAGAACAGAUUGUUGAAGGUUAUUACCUUAAAGAUCCUGUUCCAAUGCAGCACCAAGAACAAGUGUUUAAUGAUACAGUGGAUGGAAAAGAAAUCUACAAUACAGUUCGUCGGAAAACAAAGGAUGCUUUUUAUAAAAAUAUUGUCAAAAAAGGUUACCUUCUGAAAAAAAGUAAAGGAAAGAGAUGGAAAAACUUGUACUUUAUAUUAGAGGGAAAUGAUGCCCAGCUUAUUUAUUUUGAAAGUGAAAAACGAGCCACAAAACCCAAAGGACUAAUAGACCUUAGUGUGUGUUCCGUCUACGGAGUACAUGACAGUUUGUUUGGCAGGCCAAACUGUUUUCAGAUAGUAGUUCAGCACUUUAGUGAAGAGCAUUACAUCUUUUACUUUGCAGGUGAAACUCCAGAACAAGCACAGGACUGGAUGAAAGCUCUGCAGAUGUUUUGCAGUUUAAGAAAAACCAGUCCAGGAACUUCAAAUAAACGUCUACGUCAGGUCAGCAGUCUUAUUUUGCAUGUAGAAGAAGCUCAUACGCUCCCAGUAAAGCAUUUUACUAAUCCGUAUUGUAACAUCUACCUGAACAGUGUUCAGGUAGCAAAAACACACAUCAGGGAAGGGCAGAACCCUGUGUGGUCAGAAGAAUUUGUCUUUGAUGAUCUUUCAUCUGAUAUUAAUAGAUUUGAGAUAAGUCUUAGUAACAAAACAAAGAAAAGUAAAGAUCCAGAUAUAUUGUUUAUGCGUUGCCAAUUAAGCCGAUUACAAAAAGGACAUGCAACAGACGAGUGGUUUCAACUCAGUUCCCAUGUACCAUUAAAAGGUAUUGAGCCAGGAUCUUUGCGUGUUCGAGCACGAUAUUCUAUGGAGAAGAUCAUGCCAGAAGAGGAGUACAACGAAUUUAAAGAGCUUAUACUCCAGAAAGAACUUCAUGUAGUCUAUGCCUUAUCACAUGUUUGUGGACAGGACAGAACACUGUUGGCUGGCAUUUUAUUGAAGAUUUUUCUUCAUGAAAAGCUUGAGUCCUUGUUGUUACGAACACUAAAUGACAGGGAGAUAAGCAUGGAAGAUGAAGCUACUACCUUGUUUCGUGCCACCACCUUAGCAAGUACACUUAUGGAGCAGUACAUGAAAGCCACAGCCACAAGUUUUGUUCACCAUGCACUGAAAGACUCUAUAUUAAAAAUAAUGGAGAGCAAGCAGUCCUGUGAGUUAAAUCCCUCAAAGUUAGAAAAAAAUGAAGAUGUAAACACUAAUUUGGCACAUCUACUCAGUAUACUUUCAGAAUUGGUGGAGAAAAUAUUCAUGGCUGCAGAGAUACUGCCUCCGACAUUGAGGUAUAUUUAUGGGUGCCUACAGAAGUCUGUUCAAAACAAGUGGCCAGCUAAUACCACCAUGAGAACCAGAGUUGUUAGUGGCUUUGUUUUUCUUCGACUGAUUUGUCCUGCUAUCCUGAACCCAAGGAUGUUUGAUAUCAUCUCAGAUUCUCCUUCCCCCACUGCUGCAAGAACACUGACGCUGGUCGCCAAGUCUGUGCAGAAUCUAGCAAAUCUGGUUGAAUUUGGAGCUAAGGAGCCAUAUAUGGAGGGUGUAAAUCCAUUCAUCAAGAGCAACAAACAUCGCAUGAUCAUGUUCUUGGAUGAACUUGGGAAUGUUCCUGAGCUUCCAGACACUACAGAGCACUCUAGAACUGACCUGUCUCGUGACCUGGCGGCCUUGCACGAGAUAUGUGUGGCACACUCAGAUGAACUCCGGACGCUCAGUAAUGAGCGAGGUGUAAUGCAGCACGUUCUUAAGAAGCUUUUGGCUAUUACUGAACUGCUUCAACAAAAACAAAAUCAGUAUUCUGUGUCUAAUAACACCAGGUAGCAGCCCUCUACCUGAAUUCUGCAUGGAUCCAGCAUGCCCAACAUGGCAACCCACACCAGUAUCACUUUCUUCUUGCUCUUGCCAAAAAUAGCACACCCUGUCACAUUCACAGUGAUGUGUGAACUAUGCAAAAAGAAAACAAAGAUUCUGUUGGUGAAUGAUUGUGCCAGCAGCUUUUUAAGCUAUCUGUGCAGGACAUUUGCACUUUUUUUCCACUUGGAAACAGUUUUCACAACCUCUGAGCCUUGGUGUACGGUUCACCUUCCGCAAAGAAAAUGCUGUGACUGUGUCUUGAACUUUGAAAAUUAUUUUCAGCACCUCUGAUUGCCAAAGUUUUGCUGUCUUGUUGGAAAAGAAUUAUCAACUGACACGAAAAGAAAUGUGUUGUUUUGACAGCUACAUGUAACUGGAUAACAUUUCUUACUGUAAUUUCUGACUGGUUACAAUAAUUAUGACUUUUGACUGUUUCAACCACUUUAACUUGUAUUUACAGUUUCCAGAAUUUGAUGUUAUGGUAGCAACAAUCUUUACUGUACACUUUUUUAUACCAUGCUGUUUCUCUUGCUGGAAUCAUGUUGAAAGAGAAUAUGCAGAAUGGGUCUUGUCAGCUUUAUUUUCUGAUGUGCCACUGAUUCAGU
Messenger RNA from Phaethon lepturus (White-tailed tropicbird), 3362 nucleotides. It is a transcript of the gene RASA1, whose product is annotated as RAS p21 protein activator (GTPase activating protein) 1. Bases 1 to 2724 code for a protein of 907 amino acids. The record is from RefSeq and is a predicted model, not a curated record. Gene Ontology annotation, molecular function: protein binding. Gene Ontology annotation, biological process: regulation of GTPase activity. The transcript has 25 exons. NCBI's taxonomy places the organism in Eukaryota, Metazoa, Chordata, Aves, Phaethontiformes, Phaethontidae.